AUGUCGCGCUCUUUCUAUGUGGACUCGCUCAUCGUCAAGGACGCGGCGGCGGCGGCCAGGCCGGCGCCUUCCCUGCCGGAGCCGCCCCCGCCGCCGCCGCCGCCGCCCCCCGGCCAGGAUUUCCUCAUCCCGCUGGGCGUGCCGGCGCCCUUGGUCAUGUCGGUAGCCGGCGGGCCCGCCUGCCCGUCGCGCAAGAGCGGCGGCGGCGGCGGCGGCUCCUUCUGCGUCUGCCCGCUCUGUGUCACCUCGCACCUGCACGCCUCGGCGCGGGCCGGUGGAGGAGGAGGAGGAGCAGGGGGAGCCACCGUGGCCCUGCCGCUGCUCAAGGGCCACUUCGCGCCGGGCGGCGAGGGCCACUUCUGCCCCCGGAUGAGCCACGGGCAGCAGCAGCCGGCCCCGCAGCAGCAGCAGCAGCCCGGAGCUAUGGUAGGCUCGAGCUCCUGA
Molecule: messenger RNA, 444 nt
Organism: Protobothrops mucrosquamatus (brown spotted pit viper)
Lineage: Eukaryota; Metazoa; Chordata; Lepidosauria; Squamata; Viperidae
Product: GS homeobox 2-like
Exons: 2
Coding region: 1-444 (147 amino acids)
Cellular component (GO): nucleus
Molecular function (GO): DNA-binding transcription factor activity, RNA polymerase II-specific; sequence-specific double-stranded DNA binding
Source: RefSeq, a predicted model, not a curated record